AUGCCCAUGCCCACUCCCUUCUGCUUCUACUUUUCUUACAUGUCCGUUUGUGCCAAGCCCUGGUGGUCAGAGAACAUGGAUGUGCGCCGCCAUUGGCCUUGGGAGGCGAGCCUGCGGCUGGGAAAGGAGCACGUGUGCGGAGGGGCCCUCAUUGACCCCAUCUGGGUGGUGACCGCAGCCCACUGCAUCGAAAGCACCAAGGAGUACACGGUGAUGCUCGGCACCUACAGGCUGAAACCCCUGAACUCCUCCAGAGUCCUCUGGAUCCCCGUGAGGGACAUAAUUUUGCACCCCAGGUUCUGGGGCCGGACCUUCAUCAUGGGCGACGUGGCCCUUCUCCAGCUCCUCAGUCCCGCCACCCUGAGUGAGUACGUGCAGCCCAUCUGUCUUCCGGAGCCCAGCUUCAACCUGAGGGUCGGAACGCAGUGCUGGGUGACCGGCUGGGGACAGAUAAGGCAGCGCUUCUCCGCCAACUCCACGUUGACCCCAGAGCUGCAGGAGGCCGAGGUCUUUAUCAUGGACAACAAGCGGUGUGACCAGAUUUACCACAAGAAGGUCAACUUCCCCCGGAUCAUCCCCCUUGUCCUGGACGACAUGCUCUGUGCCACCAAUUAUGGGGAAAACUUGUGCUAUGGAGACUCUGGAGGGCCCCUGGCCUGUGAAGUCGAGGGCAGAUGGAUUCUGGCCGGUGUGUUGUCCUGGGAGAAAGCCUGUGCCCAAGUCCUGAAGCCAGACGUGUACAGCCGGGUCACCAAAUACAGCAAAUGGAUCCAGAAGCAGCUUGAUGGGGCUCUGGCAGCCCCCCGGGCCUUCCCCUGGCUCCUCCUCCUGUCCUGGCUACUGCAGCCCCAUGUGGGUCCCUGA
This is a messenger RNA of Elephantulus edwardii (Cape elephant shrew), 864 nucleotides long. RefSeq names its product protease, serine, 45 (gene PRSS45). The transcript is spliced from 5 exons. Gene Ontology annotation, biological process: proteolysis. Gene Ontology annotation, molecular function: serine-type endopeptidase activity. Bases 1 to 864 code for a protein of 287 amino acids. The record is from RefSeq and is a predicted model, not a curated record. Lineage: Eukaryota; Metazoa; Chordata; Mammalia; Macroscelidea; Macroscelididae.